AGUUUCAAUAUUCUUAUAUGAGGAAUAUUUUUGUGUAUAUUGAAGGCAUUAGUUGAGAUCUCAAGGGGGAGAAAAUGGACUAUGUUAAUGGACCUGGAAGGAACCAUUUGUUUGUUCCGGGACCUGUUAAUAUCCCGGAACAAGUUCUCCGUGCGAUGAACCGGAACAACGAGGAUUACAGAUCCCCAGCUAUUCCAGCUCUCACAAAGGUCUUGCUUGAGGAUGUCAAGAAGAUUUUCAAGACUACUAGUGGAACUCCAUUUCUGUUCCCAACAACAGGAACUGGUGCAUGGGAAAGUGCGCUCACAAACACGCUGUCUCCUGGUGAUCGAAUUGUAUCUUUCCUCAUCGGUCAGUUCAGUCUGCUUUGGAUUGAUCAACAGAAACGCCUCAACUUCGAUGUUGAUGUUGUUGAGAGUGACUGGGGCCAAGGUGCAGACCUUGAAGCUUUAGCCUCCAAAAUUGCAGCAGAUAAGUCACAUACUAUUAAGGCAAUUUGCAUUGUGCAUAAUGAGACAGCCACUGGAGUUACCAACAACUUGGCUACUGUAAGGAAAAUACUCGAUCACUACCAGCAUCCUGCUCUCUUGCUUGUUGAUGGAGUGUCCUCAAUUUGUGCACUUGAUUUUCGCAUGGACGAAUGGGGAGUAGAUGUGGCGCUUACUGGUUCGCAGAAAGCACUUUCCCUUCCCACCGGACUCGGGAUAGUAUGUGCUAGCCCAAAGGCUCUUGAGGCCGCCAAAACUGCAAAAUCUGUGAGAGUUUUCUUUGACUGGAGUGAUUACCUUAAGUUCUACAAGAUGGGAACUUAUUGGCCAUAUACUCCUUCAAUCCAACUUUUGUAUGGUCUGAGAGCUGCACUCGACCUUCUUUUCGAGGAAGGUCUCGAAAAUGUGAUUGCAAGACACGCUCGCCUGGGCAAAGCAACAAGACUUGCUGUGGAGGCGUGGGGAUUGAAGAACUGCACUCAGAAGGAGGAAUGGUUCAGUGACACCGUCACAGCUGUGGUUGUUCCUCCAUAUAUCGACAGUGUUGAAAUCGUGAAAAGGGCAUGGAAGCGAUACAACUUAAGCUUAGGUCUUGGCCUAAACAAAGUGGCAGGAAAGGUUUUCAGAAUAGGACAUCUUGGCAACUUGAAUGAGGUAACCUUUCUCUUUACUGCAGAUUACAUGUCUUAUUACACUUUCUGUGAAGUCUAACAAGACAACGAUUACACGAUUAUUCCUCGAGCACGUGACUGCUACUAUGGAAUUCAAGAUCAUUCUUGAACAUGUGACUGUCACCAAGUUUCUUUAGAUUAUGGUUUGGUUCAGAGAAUUAGGAUAAUUUGUGUAGAGAUAACAGUUGACAUACUACCAUAUGCAUAACUGCAUAAGCUCUGGUUUGUUUGUUUAAUGGCUGCUACAACUUAAAACUCUAUACUAACUAGCCAAAAGCAUAAAAUCUCCAUGUUUAUUUUCUUUCUCAGAGGAUGUGUUUGGUUCAACUUAUAAUGAUUUUCUGAGUUCAAGCACCAAAUUAACUCAUAAAAUUUAGUGUUAAUAGUUUCCAUUUGGUUACUAGACAUAUAGUUUAAGAGUCAUAUCUCUAAUAUUUUUUGUCUCUUGAAUUUGCCACUCCAUC
Messenger RNA from Nicotiana attenuata, 1623 nucleotides. Its product is annotated as serine--glyoxylate aminotransferase-like. Gene Ontology annotation, cellular component: peroxisome. Lineage: Eukaryota; Viridiplantae; Streptophyta; Magnoliopsida; Solanales; Solanaceae. Bases 75 to 1199 code for a protein of 374 amino acids. The transcript is spliced from 4 exons. Gene Ontology annotation, molecular function: L-alanine:glyoxylate transaminase activity; L-serine:pyruvate transaminase activity. The record is from RefSeq and is a predicted model, not a curated record.